Pristis pectinata (smalltooth sawfish) is the source of this 507-nucleotide messenger RNA. RefSeq names its product transmembrane protein 238-like. The transcript has a single exon. Bases 1 to 507 code for a protein of 168 amino acids. The record is from RefSeq and is a predicted model, not a curated record. Lineage: Eukaryota; Metazoa; Chordata; Chondrichthyes; Rhinopristiformes; Pristidae.
AUGGCGUUCCAGCAGGCUGGCUUGGGUCGCUGUGCCUGCGCCUUCUGGCUGGCGAUUGCCUUCGACGCGGUGGGGCUGACCGUGCUGCUGAUCGGCGUCUUCGUCAAUAUCUUCUUCUACGACUUCCUGAUCUACGCCGGCUCCAUCGUGAUCUUCAUGAGCUUGGUCUGGUGGAUCUUCUGGUACACAGGCAACAUCGAGGUGCCGCUCGACGAGCUGGAGGACGACGUGGGUCUCAAGAAGGAGGCCAAGCUGACGGGCUUCUUCAGGAGUUUCUCCAGGAGACUGUCGAGGAGUUGGAGGAGCAAGGGGGCGAGGACGCCGUCCAGCACCUUGACCAACCGGACAAACGAGGCGGUCAGCUCCGCGGACAGCAGGAUGAGAGAGGGUCCGAUUCACCUCCGUGCGGCUGACACGCCUCUGAAGACCCUCUCUGCUUCUGUGAGCUCCGAGGUGAACUUCAGCCCGUCGGACAAAGCGACAGACACAGGGAACGUGACCAUCUAG